AUGUUGCAAUAUCAGCUGGUUUCCCGGAAGUUGUUCACCCAGUACUUACUAUAUCGCAUAUUUAUGCAUUUUCCUUACGUUUGCUAUUGGUUUAAAAGUAUAUUACUGCUUAUUUAUGGAGGCAGCUCUAGAGCAACAUCUCGACGACACAAUGAAAAAUCCUUCGAUUGUUGGAGUUUUGUGUACAGACGCCCAAGGUCAUAAUCUUGGAUGCCGCGGUUCUCUGUCUGAUGAGCAUGGUGGAGUUGUGUCUGUCCUGGCCAAGCAGGCUGCUUCUCUAACCAAAGAUCCAACAGACACCCCUACUGUGUGCCUGGAGUCUGACUCGGGGAAUGUGCUGGUGAAAACACAUGGAACCAUCACAGUAGCUGUACACAAGAUGGCAUCAUGAAUUUCUCUCUUUGGUCACAAAGUCUCCAAGUUGUUGCUAAUGAACAGUAACUCUGGACAAACCGAUUAUCAUCCAUUGGCUUUUGCUUCCAGGAAUACUGUAUAGUAACCUGUUAAACAUUACAUGGUUUUCUUUGCUUUUAAUAUAAUUUUUGGAGGGGGUGAUUUCACAUGGCCCUUAGCCCACUGCGCUGCCACAGAACUUGCGAUCACACAUCGCAUGCUGACGACCUGUCAUUUUUAAGCUAGCUAUAUUUGUCUUUUGUUUUUUGAACUGUCAUCAUUUUCCUUUUCUUUCACUAAUUUUGUUCAAUUAAUAAAUUGUUUAAAAAAACUAUGCUGAUUAUUUUGAUGUAAGAUAUUAAAGCUGUGAAGAAUAACACAUUGAAUGCCGUUAAUUAUCUGAAGUGCUUUAUGUUGCAGAAGAGAAUCCUCUUUAGGCCAGAAAACAUUUCAAACUGGUUUUUUCAAUGCAGGCAGUCUCUCUUAUAGCAUGACUUGAUUAAGAUUACUGCAAGGUACACGCUAGAGCUGACAGUAAAGGUUAUUGAAAAGGUAGAUGGACAGUCAAAAGUAAAUCACAUUUGUUGUAUAAUGUGUUUUAUUUUGUAUUUGAUUAACAUAUACCAGCCCUUUAUAUGUUGUCUUUGUAACAGAGCAACAGAACAUUUUUCUAUAGCCACACAAAACAGCAUCUCUUAUCAUAGUCAGGCUUGUAAAUCGGAUAGCUCUCCAUGCAUGUAAUUCCUUUCCCCCCACGGAACAGAAACAUGGGCUGAAAUCAUUUUAAAGUUCAGGUUACAUCCAAGUUGAAUGCAAAAGUUAGAAUACUGAGCCUAUUUAUAGUAGAUUAUUAUAGUCCAUCUUAGUCUAAUUCUGUCCUCUGCCUAGGUCACAGCCCCGUUUAGAGAUUACUCUGUCUGUUUAGAAAUACCAAAAAGGUGAUUUUUGAAUACUUUAGAAAUGUUUUCUAUAUAUUCACUUGGGAGUGUAAAUUAAAAUCACAGCUUUAUCAUAAAGCAAUAACAGUCAUUGCACAGUUGGCUGUACAUAUGUUAGUAAAUCACUGUUGCACACUUGCAAAGGCACAGUCUCACAAGCUUAGGAUGUCAGUAUUCUUGAAAGAGGACACUCCAUAUCAGUUUCCUGAGAGGGCAAGUUGGAGCUCUAGCACCACUUGCUCAAUGCAAAAGUUGCAGGAGUAGACAGGUCAUUCACCUUCUGGGGACACAGAAUGGGAGACCUGUGGUUACAAUUAACAUGUUCAAACUUAUAGGAGACUCAGGAUAUUUGUUCAGCUUCUACAGAACCUAUUCCUAUGAAUGUAGCUUCCAAUAAACUUGUGAUCUGCUACAUUUAUUUAACUUCAUAGCUAUACUGUAUGAAAAAAAUAUGAUCACCAUCCAGGUGGUGUGUAUAUCUGCAUUAAUCAAACAUUCAUGGUCUUGCUACUGUGCCAGUGUGGGCCAUUGGAAUUUUUUAUCUGUAUGACAAACUCUGGUAGAAUACAGGCUUUUAGAAUAAGCUCCAUCAUGUGCAGUUCAAUGUGUCGGCCUUACUUUAAUUUUAAUCAAGAUGGCCAUGGGUAAAAGAUUGUAUACUAAGAACAGCAUAUUCAAAAAAUUUAGUUCUAUCCUAAAAUGUUUUAUAUAUGAGUAUUUUAUUUUGGGGUGAAUUUUACCUCAUAAUUAGAUGAGUUAAUCAUGAUUAACUGUUGCAAAUCGACCAUUACCGCAAAAACAUCUUUUAUUAGUUUGACACUGAAGUAUCGUUGGUUUCGCACAAGGUGGCAGUAGGCAUAAGACAUAAAGGAUAUUCCAGGAAUGCAUUGUAAAUAAUCAACAUGUCUGAACAAUGUGAGCUUAAAGAUUUUUUUUUUUUUUACAUAAAGUAUGUUGAAAAUGUGCUGAAAUGUAUAUGACUCUAUAUUGUCCUGGAAGUGUACUGACAUGUAUAGUAAAACCAUUAUAGAUGUCACAUUUUACCACCACUGAGUGUGUUUAUGGUUUCAGCUGUGCAUAAUAUAAGUAUUUAACUGAGUCACAUAAUUACACCUAAACUUGGCUUUGCAAUCGU
This is a messenger RNA of Electrophorus electricus (electric eel), 2466 nucleotides long. RefSeq names its product late endosomal/lysosomal adaptor, MAPK and MTOR activator 5 (gene lamtor5). Gene Ontology annotation, cellular component: cytoplasm; Ragulator complex; lysosome. Gene Ontology annotation, molecular function: guanyl-nucleotide exchange factor activity. The record is from RefSeq and is a predicted model, not a curated record. Gene Ontology annotation, biological process: negative regulation of apoptotic process; positive regulation of TORC1 signaling; cellular response to amino acid stimulus. NCBI's taxonomy places the organism in Eukaryota, Metazoa, Chordata, Actinopteri, Gymnotiformes, Gymnotidae.